This is a messenger RNA of Drosophila persimilis, 851 nucleotides long. Its product is annotated as serine protease 1. Gene Ontology annotation, molecular function: serine-type endopeptidase activity. Gene Ontology annotation, biological process: proteolysis. The transcript has a single exon. NCBI's taxonomy places the organism in Eukaryota, Metazoa, Arthropoda, Insecta, Diptera, Drosophilidae. The coding region runs from base 5 to 793 and encodes 262 amino acids. The record is from RefSeq and is a predicted model, not a curated record.
CAAAAUGUUAAUAUUUUUGUGUCUUCUGUUGGUCCAAGACUUUAUUGUUGGAGAGGCGAAGGUGCUGCCGCGUAUCGUCAAUGGAAAACUGGCCAAGCAAAGACAAUUCCCAUACGUGGUUCAAAUUGAGAUCAAAGACGGAAACAACGAAACCUUUCUGUGCGGUGGCAGCAUUAUAGCCAACGACUGGGUACUCACGGCUGCCCAUUGCACUGAUAAUGCCACGUGGGUGACCCUCUAUUAUGGCUCUAUACAGAAACAAUAUAAUUCAUCCAUGAAGCUAUUGGUGAAAGAUCACGUAUUCCCACAUCCCCAGUACAAAAGAAUCGGAGGAGGUGCUGUCCACGAUAUCGCACUAAUUCGCACGGAGUGGGUAAAGUUCAGUGCUCGCAUUCAAAGCAUCCCUCUGGCAACAGAACCCAAAUAUGGCUAUAAUGGGCCUAGUGACUAUGUGGGUUUUUGCGCUACUACCGCCGGAUGGGGUCAUCUAUAUAACAAUCACCACGGAUCCGAUCGCUUGUUUUAUGCAACGCUGCAGGUCAUCGAUGAAUCCGAAUGCAGAAAUCGAUACGGAAAUUACUUGAAAGGGGUAUUGUGUGCUCAAUCUGACGAUGAACAGUCCGCCUGCUCCGGGGACUCUGGUGGACCGCUGGUACUCAAUGGGGAGUACAAAUUGAUCGGAGUCGUGUCAUCUGGAUCUGAUUCAGGAUGUGAAGAUGGCGAGCCGUUGGUAUUUGCUGAUGUUUCCAGAUACUUGGGCUGGAUUCGCCAUCUCUCUGGUGUAACGCCAUAAUGUCUAAUGAUUCAUUAUCAUAUAUAAAUAUAUAUUUGCUGCACUCUCCCCAUGAGAA